Molecule: messenger RNA, 3090 nt
Organism: Medioppia subpectinata
Lineage: Eukaryota; Metazoa; Arthropoda; Arachnida; Sarcoptiformes; Oppiidae
Source: the annotation of a GenBank genome assembly
AUGAAAGAUUUGUUUUUCGAUCAAAAUUACAAUAAAUACAACAUAAUUUUGGUUGCGUGGGGUAAGGGAGCAAAAAUCAGUUCGUACUACUUGGCCGCCGCCAACACACAAGUGGUGGGAGGGCUCGUUGCAUACUUUAUCAAUCGUUUGUGUGAAAUAUAUAACAUUAAAAACGACAUGUUUUCGCUGAUCGGACACAGUCUGGGCGCGCAUGUGAUGGGUCAGGCGGGUCGACGUCUCUAUAAGCCGCGUGUGGCCCGAAUCACAGGCCUGGAUCCGGCCGGACCCGGGUUUCGCGAUGAUGCCCGGAGACUCAAUAGAAAUGAUGCCUCACUUGUGAUUAUAUUACACACCGAUAUAUCGGAGUAUACGAUAACGGAAGGCUUAGGUCAGCCCUUACACUCAGGUCACGUCGAUUUUUUCCCAAAUGGAGGCAAAUUACAGCCGGGAUGCGCCUCAUCACGCGGUAUCUUAAAUGCAAUCAAAGCAAUCCGUGCUGACGAACAACUCUCGUGUUCACAUCUAAGAGCUUGUGAUUUGGGUAAAAGUUUAGGUAAAAGAGGAGAUAUGUGUUUACCGGUUGGUUACCGGUGCUCAGACUGGGAAGACUUUAUUGAGGGCCGAUGCGCCGAUUGUGGCCACAACAACAGUAAGUGCUUCCUUAUGGGUCUCUAUCCCUUGUAUUGGAUGGGCGUUGAGCUCCCGGCAGAACAUAAGCUCAAUUCAUCGACAUUUCAAUAUUUUCUCAAUACAGAAGCGACUGAAGAUUUUUGCUCAUUGCAUAUAUCAAAAGAGUCGGUGCAAUGUUUCGGAUCGAUAGCCAUUUCCAUCGAUGGUUUGGUCUCUUUCAGUGACAAUCCCCGAGACGUGACUAUUGAAAGGGAGUUGAGUCCCACAAAUCCGGGUGCUAUUCACACACUACUCGUCACAUUUGAUUAUUAUUUUAGACAAAUAAAUGGUGUGAGUGUUAAGUGGAAUAGAAACCAGAUUAAGUCAAAAGUGUAUUCAGCGGUUGAAGUGGUUAACUAUGCGGGUGGUGAUGACCUAGAGCCUUUUAUAGACGUUCAAUUUGUUGAAAUUAAUUAUAUGAGCCAUAUCUACGAAAAAGUACGAACUGAGAGGUCGGCCAUUCUGUGUCCGGUGAACCAAACCGUGUUGAUGGCUAGUGAUGACGAACAGGCAGAUUAUGUGGUUUGCGCGCCCGUGUGUGUCGUGCGGGACGUCGGGUGCGGUCGUCGGCGCACAACCACUACUGAAGCGGACGAUGAGGACACCGAUACGACGACUACGACGACCACAGAAACUGAUGAAAACUUAAAAGUGGAGAACAGCGACGAGACGACCACUACUGAUGCCGACACCACAACCUCUACUGAGUCCGACACCACAACCGCUGAGUCCGACGACGAAACCACAACUGCUGAGUCGGAUGACGAAACCACAACAAAACAUGACUCAAUCGACGAAACAACGACUACUGCCGGCGACGGAGCCGAUGGCAGUACCACUUCGGGCACAACUGUAAAGCCAAUGACAAAGAACGCUACCCUCGAGAAACUGGCUAAAGAGAUAGAAAGCGGACAAAUGAAGUUCUCGGUCACCGACACUAUCAGUAAAGGGUUUAGCAAACUUAAGGGUAUGAUAUCAGGAGUGGUUCCGGAGGGCGGCCUCAAGAACGCGGCCUUCUAUAAGAAUUACAAUAAGUUCGUGCAAUCCAUGUAUAGUAAGAUAUUUCAAGUGGCGGAGUAUAAGGAGAAGACAGACACUGGAAAGGGGGGUAAAGCUUCUGAAAGAAGCAACUUCUGGGUUACCGUUCCUCUACUCAAAAAUAUAUUGGGAAAGACAUGCUUCGAUGACAUCGGAUGUUUCUCAGCCAUGGAAUACCAGGAUUUCACUCGCCGUCCAAUACCAUUGCUUCCAAUGGCGCCUGAAUUCAUCCAGGCUACUUUUCAUGUGUUCACAUUAGACAACAAAUUAAAACCACAAAAUUUUAGAGCAAUGGUACCCCUAUACCACUUGGCCGCCACCAACACUCGAGUGGUGGGCGCAAUGCUGGCCUACUUUGUAACAACACUCACAAAAACAUUUAAAAUAAAAAACGAUAAAUUUUGGCUCAUCGGACACAGUCUGGGCGGACAGACAGUCGGUUACGCCGGGAAACGACUUAACAAUCCCCAAGUGUUCCGCAUUACUGGCUUAGAUCCGGCGGGACCCGGGUUUCAUUACGAGAAUAUAACAAUGCAUUUGGAUAAGUCUGACGCCACAUUUGUCGACGUUUGGCAUACGGAUAGCGCCGAGUCAUUUAGCGAAGGUAUGGGCAGCCUUUCAAAACGUGGUCACUUAGACUUCUUUCCCAACGGAGGUCUGAUGCAACCGGGAUGUAAGACCUCUCGAGGAAUCGGUCAUAUCAUACAUUCCAUAUCUUCCGGCGAAGAGCUCUCGUGCUCUCACACUAAAGCAAAUAUAUUCCCAAUAAGUUUGGGAAACAAUUUGACUGAAUGUAUGACAAUAGCGUACGACUGCCAGAGCUAUGAGACCUUCAUAGAGGGUCGGUUCUAUCACUACCAGUUUGGGAUUCACGUCAAUGAAGAGUCUGAUCCAUCCACAGGUGUGUUGGAUUUUACAUUGAAGGCCACUGUUAACAACACUGAAAGGAGUCUACAGUUUGAGAGAUAUAUGACGGGAACACAAAUCGGAGAAAUUCAUUCAUUUCUCAUAACAUUUGAAUUCAAGUUAUCGGACAUCACGUCAAUGACUCUCACAUGGAAUCCAUUUAUUAUUGAAUGUAUGACAAUAGCGUACGACUGCCAGAGCUAUGAGACCUUCAUAGAGGGUCGGUUCUAUCACUACCAGUUUGGGAUUCACGUGAAUGAAGAGUCUGAUCCAUCCACAGUGCAGUUACUGAGAGUGUACCUUAGUGAACGGGACAAGUUAUCGUUCAUGUUAUGUGCAAAGGAUGGCAAAUCGGACCUCACUAUUAAGACGGGACGAGUGGAGUACGAGAAGUGUAAAACACACAUAGAGUUGGAUCACGUGGGUUUCCUCCGCGGGGAGCUGGACAACCACGGCAACCGGCGGUCGCGACUGUAG